AUGUCUGCGAACAAGAAGGCUCGUAAGAGCACCAAGAUCGAGACCUUGGCGGUGCACGGGGGUGACCAGCACGACCCAGGCCAUGGGGCCAUCUUCCCGCCCAUCACCACGGCCACCAGCUUCGUGCAGCCCAACCUGGGCGAGGAGGGCCGCUUUGCGUACUCCCGCUGCGGGAAUCCCACCAGGUAUGCCUAUGAGACCGCCAUCGCGGAGCUCGAGGGAGGCAUUUGGGCCACCGCCACCGCUUCAGGGAUGGCUGCCACUGCACUCGCCCUGGAGCUCCUGCGGCCGAGCAGCCACGUGCUGGUGAUGAGGGGCUGUUACGGCGGCACUCACCGCCUGUUUGACAAGACCCGCAGCGUUUCGAUGGAUCUCCGCACUACCUUUCUGGACCUCAACGACUUGCAGCAGGUGCGUGAGCAGAUCACGGAGCACACGGCCAUGAUCUGGGUCGAGAGUCCCACGAAUCCCCUGCUGACGCUGGUGGAUCUCCCCAGACUCGUGGAGGCGGGGAAGUUCUAG
Effrenium voratum is the source of this 522-nucleotide messenger RNA. The record is from the annotation of a GenBank genome assembly. NCBI's taxonomy places the organism in Eukaryota, Dinophyceae, Suessiales, Symbiodiniaceae.